AUGGAGAUCCUACACUGCUGUGCUCAAACUACACCAGUUCUUCUACUCAGAGUGGUCAAGAGAUCUGAACCCAACAAAAUUGCCUCAAUAUUUGACCCUUCUAAGGUGGACUCAUUUCAGAAUGGCAAAUUUGAAGUGACGUCCAACAUCUCUCACAUCUUCCUCAAAAUCAAGCAAGUGAAUGUAUCUGACUCUGGGCUGUAUUUCUGUGGAUUUCUUAUGCAACAAAAGACCGUUAUUGUCCAUCCAACAUAUUUAGAUGUUAAAGGAGUGUUCGAUAUCGUACCAGUGCUAAAUGUGAUCCUGGAUGGUCUGACUGUGUUCUUCUUUAUGGUCAUCAUUGUUCUGGUUCUCAAGAUGUACAAGUCUCACAAAGGUCACCAUGAAGAACAUGUUCAACAAUCAAUCGAGGUCAAUAACGUGUCAUUUUUACAUCUAUUGUCUUCUACCUGUGAGAAACUUUCCAGCAUUACACCUACCUUAUUCUUCGUGUCUGAUCUCCCUGGUUCUGCCUUUUCGUCCGUUUCCCUGGUGCUCGACCUGCCCUUUGUCCCUGACCACGUCUCUCUGCCUGCCGUCUGGUUUCGACCUGUUUCUGCCUCGGACCCUGUCUUCUGUCUCAGCCCCUCUGGACUCUACGGACUCCCCGGUUACUGGACUAUCUGCCUGUCCCCGACGCCCCCCUUUGCCUUACCCCUGUCGGAUUACUGA
Molecule: messenger RNA, 711 nt
Organism: Sphaeramia orbicularis (orbiculate cardinalfish)
Lineage: Eukaryota; Metazoa; Chordata; Actinopteri; Kurtiformes; Apogonidae
Exons: 5
Coding region: 1-711 (236 amino acids)
Source: RefSeq, a predicted model, not a curated record